This is a messenger RNA of Psylliodes chrysocephalus, 17451 nucleotides long. Lineage: Eukaryota; Metazoa; Arthropoda; Insecta; Coleoptera; Chrysomelidae. The record is from the annotation of a GenBank genome assembly.
AUGCCAACAACUACACCGACAACUAAACCGACAAAUAAACCGACAACUAAACCGACAACUAAACCGACAACUACACCAACAACGGCACCAACAACUACACCAACAACUACACCGACCACUACACCGACCACUAUACCAACAAACACACCAACGACUACACCAACAACUACAACAACAACUACACCGACCACUACACCGACAACAACACCAACAACUACACCAACAACUACACCAACAACUACACCAACAACUAAACCAACAACUACACCAACAACUACACCAACAACUACACCAACAACUACACCAACAACUACACCAACAACUACACCAACAACUACACCAACAACUACACCAACAACUACACCAACAACUACACCAACAACUACACCAACAACUACACCAACAACUACACCAACAACUACACUGACCACUACACCAACAACUACACCAACAACUACACCGACAACAACAUCAACAACUACACCAACAACUACACCAACAACUACACCGACCACUACACCAACAACUACACCAACAACUACACCAAUAACUACACCAACAACUACACCAACAACUACACCAACAACUACACCAACAACUACACCAACAACUACACCAACAACUACACCAACAACUACACCAAUAACUACACCAACAACUACACCAACAACUACACCGACCACUACACCAACAACCACACCAACGACACCGACCACUACACCGACAACAACACCAACAACUACACAAACAACUACACCAACAACUACACCGACAACUACACCAACAACUACACCAACAACUACACCAACAACUACACCAACAACUACACCGACCACUACACCAACAACCACACCAACAACGACACCAACAACGACACCGACAACUACACCAACAACUGCACCAACAACUACACCAACAAGUACACCAACAACUACAACGACCACUACACCAACAACUACACCAACAACUACACCUACAACUACACCAACAACUACACCAACAACUACACCAACAACCACACCAACGACACCGACCACUACACCGACAACAACACCAACAACUACACAAACAACUACACCAACAACUACACCGACAACUACACCAACAACUACACCAACAACUACACCAACAACUACACCGACCACUACACCAACAACUACACCAACAACUACACCGACCACUACACCAACAACCACGCCAACAACCACGCCAACAACUACACCGACAACUACACCAACAACUACACCAACAACUACACCAACAACUACACCGACCACUACACCAACAACCACACCAACAACGACACCAACAACGACACCGACAACUACACCAACAACUACACCAACAACUACACCAACAACUACACCAACAACUUCACCAACAACUACACCAACAACUACACCAACAACUACACCAACAACUACACCAACAACUACACCAACAACUACACCGACCACUACACCAACAACCACACCAACAACGACACCAACAACGACACCGACAACUACACCAACAACUACACCAACAACUACACCAACAACUACACCGACAACUACACCGACCACUACACCAACAACCACGCCAACAACGACACCGACAACUACACCAACAACUACACCAACAACUACACCAACCACUACACCAACAACCACACCAACGACACCGACCACUACACCGACAACAACACCAACAACUACACAAACAACUACACCAACAACUACACCGACAACUACACCAACAACUACACCAACAACUACACCAACAACUACACCAACAACUACACCGACCACUACACCAACAACCACACCAACAACGACACCAACAACGACACCGACAACUACACCAACAACUGCACCAACAACUACACCAACAACUACACCAACAACUACACCAACAACUACACCGACCACUACACCAACAACUACACCAACAACUACACCAACAACUACACCAACAACUACACCAACAACUACACCAACCACUACACCAACAACCACACCAACGACACCGACCACUACACCGACAACAACACCAACAACUACACAAACAACUACACCAACAACUACACCGACAACUACACCAACAACUACACCAACAACUACACCAACAACUACACCAACAACUACACCAACAACUACACCAACAACUACACCAACAACUACACCGACCACUACACCAACAACCACACCAACAACGACAUCGACAACUACACCAACAACUACACCGACCACUACACUGACCACUACACCAAUAACUACACCAACAACUACACCGACCACUACACCAACAACCACACCAACGACACCGACCACUACACCGACAACAACACCAACAACUACACAAACAACUACACCAACAACUACACCGACAACUACACCAACAACUACACCAACAACUACACCAACAACUACACCAACAACUACACCAACAACUACACCGACCACUACACCAACAACCACACCAACAACGACACCAACAACGACACCGACAACUACACCAACAACUGCACCAACAACUACACCAACAACUACACCAAAACCUACACCAACAACUACACCAAAAACUACACCGACCACUACACCAACAACUACACCAACAACUACACCAACAACUACACCAACAACUACACCGACCACUACACCAACAACCACACCAACGACACCGACCACUACACCGACAACAACACCAACAACUACACAAACAACUACACCAACAACUACACCGACAACUACACCAACAACUACACCAACAACUACACCAACAACUACACCAACAACUACACCAACAACUACACCGACCACUACACCAACAACUACACCAACAACUACAACAACUACACCAACAACUACACCAACAACUACACCAACAACUACACCAACAACUACACCAACAACUACACCAACAACUACACCAACAACUACACCAAGAACCACACCAACAACUACACCAACAACUACACCAACAACUACAUCAACAACUACACCAACAACUACACCAACAACUACACCAACAACUACACCGACAACUACACCAACAACCACGCCAACAACCACGCCAACAACGACACCGACAACUACACCAACAACUACACCAACAACUACACCAACAACUACACCAACAACUACACCAACAACUACACCAACAACUUCACCAACAACUACACCAACAACUACACCAACAACUACACCAACAACUACACCAACAACUACACCGACCACUACACCAACAACCACACCAACAACGACACCAACAACGACACCGACAACUACACCAACAACUACACCAACAACUACACCAACAACUACACCAACAACUACACCAACAACUACACCAACAACUACACCGACAACUACACCGACCACUACACCAACAACCACGCCAACAACGACACCGACAACUACACCAACAACUACACCAACAACUACACCAACAACUACACCGACCACUACACCAACAACCACACCAACAACGACACCGACAACUACACCAACAACUGCACCAACAACUACACCAACAACUACACCGACCACUACACCAACAACUACACCAACAACUACACCAACAACUACACCUACAACUACACCGAUAACUACACCAACAACUACACCAACAAAUACACCGACCACUACACCAACAACCACACCAACGACACCGACCACUACACCGACAACAACACCAACAACUACACAAACAACUACACCAACAACUACACCGACAACUACACCAACAACUACACCAACAACUACACCAACAACUACACCAACAACUACACCAACAACUACACCGACAACUACACCAACAACCACGCCAACAACCACGCCAACAACGACACCGACAACUACACCAACAACUACACCAACAACUACACCAACAACUACACCAACAACUACACCAACAACUACACCAACAACUUCACCAACAACUACACCAACAACUACACCAACAACUACACCAACAACUACACCAACAACUACACCAACAACUACACCGACCACUACACCAAAACCUACACCAACAACUACACCAAAAACUACACCGACCACUACACCAACAACUACACCAACAACUACACCAACAACUACACCAACAACUACACCGACCACUACACCAACAACCACACCAACGACACCGACCACUACACCGACAACAACACCAACAACUACACAAACAACUACACCAACAACUACACCGACAACUACACCAACAACUACACCAACAACUACACCAACAACUACACCAACAACUACACCAACAACUACACCGACCACUACACCAACAACUACACCAACAACUACAACAACUACACCAACAACUACACCAACAACUACACCAACAACUACACCAACAACUACACCAACAACUACACCAACAACUACACCAACAACUACACCAAGAACCACACCAACAACUACACCAACAACUACACCAACAACUACAUCAACAACUACACCAACAACUACACCAACAACUACACCAACAACUACACCGACAACUACACCAACAACCACGCCAACAACCACGCCAACAACGACACCGACAACUACACCAACAACUACACCAACAACUACACCAACAACUACACCAACAACUACACCAACAACUACACCAACAACUUCACCAACAACUACACCAACAACUACACCAACAACUACACCAACAACUACACCAACAACUACACCGACCACUACACCAACAACCACACCAACAACGACACCAACAACGACACCGACAACUACACCAACAACUACACCAACAACUACACCAACAACUACACCAACAACUACACCAACAACUACACCAACAACUACACCGACAACUACACCGACCACUACACCAACAACCACGCCAACAACGACACCGACAACUACACCAACAACUACACCAACAACUACACCAACAACUACACCGACCACUACACCAACAACCACACCAACAACGACACCGACAACUACACCAACAACUGCACCAACAACUACACCAACAACUACACCGACCACUACACCAACAACUACACCAACAACUACACCAACAACUACACCUACAACUACACCGAUAACUACACCAACAACUACACCAACAAAUACACCGACCACUACACCAACAACCACACCAACGACACCGACCACUACACCGACAACAACACCAACAACUACACAAACAACUACACCAACAACUACACCGACAACUACACCAACAACUACACCAACAACUACACCAACAACUACACCAACAACUACACCAACAACUACACCGACAACUACACCAACAACCACGCCAACAACCACGCCAACAACGACACCGACAACUACACCAACAACUACACCAACAACUACACCAACAACUACACCAACAACUACACCAACAACUACACCAACAACUUCACCAACAACUACACCAACAACUACACCAACAACUACACCAACAACUACACCAACAACUACACCAACAACUACACCGACCACUACACCAACAACCAAACCAACAACGACACCAACAACGACACCGACAACUACACCAACAACUACACCAACAACUACACCAACAACUACACCAACAACUACACCAACAACUACACCGACAACUACACCGACCACUACACCAACAACCACGCCAACAACGACACCGACAACUACACCAACAACUACACCAACAACUACACCGACCACUACACCAACAACCACACCAACAACGACACCAACAACGACACCGACAACUACACCAACAACUGCACCAACAACUACACCAACAACUACACCAACAACUACACCGACCACUACACCAACAACUACACCAACAACUACACCAACAACUACACCUACAACUACACCGAUAACUACACCAACAACUACACCAACAACUACACCGACCACUACACCAACAACCACACCAACGACACCGACCACUACACCGACAACAACACCAACAACUACACAAACAACUACACCAACAACUACACCGACAACUACACCAACAACUACACCAACAACUACACCAACAACUACACCAACAACUACACCAACAACUACACCGACCACUACACCAACAACCACACCAACAACGACACCAACAACGACACCGACAACUACACCAACAACUGCACCAACAACUACACCAAAACCUACACCAACAACUACACCAAAAACUACACCGACCACUACACCAACAACUACACCAACAACUACACCAACAACUACACCAACAACUACACCGACCACUACACCAACAACCACACCAACGACACCGACCACUACACCGACAACAACACCAACAACUACACAAACAACUACACCAACAACUACACCGACAACUACACCAACAACUACACCAACAACUACACCAACAACUACACCAACAACUACACCGACCACUACACCAACAACUACACCAACAACUACACCAACAACUACACCAACAACUACACCAACAACUACACCAACAACUACACCAACAACUACACCAACAACUACACCAACAACUACACCAAGAACCACACCAACAACUACACCAACAACUACACCAACAACUACACCAACAACUACAUCAACAACUACACCAACAACUACACCAACAACUACACCAACAACUACACCGACAACUACACCAACAACCACGCCAACAACCACGCCAACAACGACACCGACAACUACACCAACAACUACACCAACAACUACACCAACAACUACACCAACAACUACACCAACAACUACACCAACAACUUCACCAACAACUACACCAACAACUACACCAACAACUACACCAACAACUACACCAACAACUACACCAACAACUACACCGACCACUACACCAACAACCACACCAACAACGACACCAACAACGACACCGACAACUACACCAACAACUACACCAACAACUACACCAACAACUACACCAACAACUACACCAACAACUACACCAACAACUACACCGACCACUACACCAACAACCACACCAACAACGACACCAACAACGACACCGACAACUACACCAACAACUGCACCAACAACUACACCAACAACUACACCAAAACCUACACCAACAACUACACCAAAAACUACACCGACCACUACACCAACAACUACACCAACAACUACACCAACAACUACACCAACAACUACACCGACCACUACACCAACAACCACACCAACGACACCGACCACUACACCGACAACAACACCAACAACUACACAAACAACUACACCAACAACUACACCGACAACUACACCAACAACUACACCAACAACUACACCAACAACUACACCAACAACUACACCAACAACUACACCGACCACUACACCAACAACUACACCAACAACUACAACAACUACACCAACAACUACACCAACAACUACACCAACAACUACACCAACAACUACACCAACAACUACACCAACAACUACACCAACAACUACACCAACAACUACACCAACAACUACACCAACAACUACACCAAGAACCACACCAACAACUACACCAACAACUACACCAACAACUACACCAACAACUACAUCAACAACUACACCAACAACUACACCAACAACUACACCAACAACUACACCGACAACUACACCAACAAAUACGCCAACAACCAGGCCAACAACGACACCGACAACUACACCAACAACUACACCAACAACUACACCAACAACUACACCAACAACUACACCAACAACUACACCAACAACUUCACCAACAACUACACCAACAACUACACCAACAACUACACCAACAACUACACCAACAACUACACCAACAACUACACCGACCACUACACCAACAACCACACCAACAACGACACCAACAACGACACCGACAACUACACCAACAACUACACCAACAACUACACCAACAACUACACCAACAACUACACCAACAACUACACCAACAACUACACCAACAACUACACCGACAACUACACCGACCACUACACCAACAACCACGCCAACAACGACACCGACAACUACACCAACAACUACACCAACAACUACACCAACAACUACACCGACCACUACACCAACAACCACACCAACAACGACACCAACAACGACACCGACAACUACACCAACAACUACACCAACAACUACACCGACCACUACACCAACAACUACACCGACCACUACACCAACAACUACACCAACAACUACACCAACAACUACACCUACAACUACACCGAUAACUACACCAACAACUACACCAACAACUACACCGACCACUACACCAACAACCACACCAACGACACCGACCACUACACCGACAACAACACCAACAACUACACAAACAACUACACCAACAACUACACCGACAACUACACCAACAACUACACCAACAACUACACCAACAACUACACCAACAACUACACCAACAACUACACCAACAACUACACCGACCACUACACCAACAACCACACCAACAACGACACCAACAACAACCACACCAACAACUACACCAACAACUACACCAACAACUGCACUAACAACUACACCAACAACUACACCAACAACUACACCAACAACUACACCAACAACUACACCAACAACUACACCAACAACUACACCAACAACUACACCAACAACUACACCAACAACUACACCAACAACUACACCGACAACUACACCGACCACUACACCAACAACGACACUGACAACUACACCAACAACUACACCGACCACUACACCAACAACCACACCAACAACGACACCAACAACGACACCGACAACUACACCAACAACUACACCAACAACUACACCAGCAUCUACACCAACAACUACACCGACAACUACACCGACCACUACACCAACAACUACACCAACAACUACACCAACACCUACACCAACAACUACACCGACCACUACACCGACAACAACACCAACAACUACACCAACAACUACACCAACAACUACACCAACAACUACACCAACAACUACACCAACAACUACACCAACAACUACACCAACAACUACACCAACAACUACACCAACAACUACACCAACAACUACACCAACAACUAAAUCAACAACUACACCAACAACUACACCAACAACUACACCAACAACUACACCAACAACUACACCAACAACUACACCAACAACCACACCAACAACUACACCAACAACUACACCAACAACUACACCAACAACUACACCAACAACUACACCAACAACUACACCAACAACUACACCGACCACUACACCAACAACCACACCAACAACCACACCAACAACGACACCGACAACUACACCAACAACUACACCAACAACUACACCAACAACUACACCAACAACUACACCGACCACUACACCGACCACUACACCAACAACCACACCAACGACACCGACCACUACACCGACAACAACACCAACAACUACACCAACAACUACACCAACAACUACACCGACAACUACACCAACAACUACACCAAAAACUACACCAACAAUUACACCAACAACUACACCAACAACUACACCAACAACUACACCAACAACUACACCAACAACUUCACCAAUAACUACACCAACAACUACAACAACAACUACACCGACCACUACACCAACAACCACACCAACGACACCGACCACUACACCGACAACAACACCAACAACUACACAAACAACUACACCAACAACUACACCAACAACUACACCAACAUCUACACCAACAACUACACCAACAACUACACCGACCACUACACCAACAACCACACCAACAACGACACCAACAACGACACCGACAACUACACCAACAACUGCACCAACAACUACACCAACAACUACACCAACAACUACACCAACAACUACACCAACAACUUCACCAACAACUUCACCAAUAACUACACCAACAACUACACCAACAACUACACCGACCACUACACCAACAACCACACCAACGACACCGACCACUACACCGACAACAACACCAACAACUACACAAACAACUACACCAACAACUACACCAACAACUACACCAACAACUACACCAACAACUACACCAACAACUACACCAACAACUACACCAACAACUACACCAACAACUACACCGACCACUACACCAACAACCACACCAACAACGACACCAACAACUACACCAACAACUUCACCAAUAACUACACCGACCACUACACCAACAACCACACCAACAACUACACCAACAACUACACCAACAACUUCACCAAUAACUACACCAACAACUACACCAACAACUACACCGACCACUACACCAACAACCACACCAACGAUACCGACCACUACACCGACAACAACACCAACAACUACACAAACAACUACACCAACAACUACACCAACAACUACACCAACAACCACACCAACAACGACACCAACAACGACACCGACAACUACACCAACAAUUACACCAACAACUACACCAACAACUACACCAACAACUACACCAACAACUACACCAACAACUUCACCAAUAACUACACCAACAACUACACCGACCACUACACCAACAACCACACCAACGACACCGACCACUACACCGACAACAACACCAACAACUACACAAACAACUACACCAACAACUACACCAACAACUACACCAACAACCACACCAACAACGACACCAACAACGACACUGACAACUACACCAACAAUUACACCAACAACUACACCAACAACUACACCAACAACUACACCAACAACUACACCAACAACUUCACCAAUAACUACACCAACAACUACACCAACAACUACACCAACAACUACACCAACAACUACACCAACAACUACACCGACCACUAUACCAACAACCACACCAACAACGACACCAACAACUACACCAACAACUUCACCAAUAACUACACCGACCACUACACCAACAACCACACCAACAACUACACCAACAACUACACCAACAACUUCACCAAUAACUACACCAACAACUACACCAACAACUACACCGACCACUACACCAACAACCACACCAACGACACCGACCACUACACCGACAACAACACCAACAACUACACAAACAACUACACCAACAACUACACCAACAACUACACCAACAACCACACCAACAACGACACCAACAACGACACUGAAAACUACACCAACAAUUACACCAACAACUACACCAACAACUACACCAACAACUACACCAACAACUACACCAACAACUUCACCAAUAACUACACCAACAACUACACCAACAACUACACCGACCACUACACCAACAACCACACCAACGACACCGACCACUACACCGACAACAACACCAACAACUACACAAACAACUACACCAACAACUACACCAACAACUACACCAACAACUACACCAACAACUACACCAACAACUACACCGACCACUACACCAACAACCACACCAACAACUACACCAACAACUACACCAACAACUUCACCAAUAACUACACCAACAACUACACCAACAACUACACCGACCACUACACCAACAACCACACCAACGACACCGACCACUACACCGACAACAACACCAACAACUACACAAACAACUACACCAACAACUACACCAACAACUGCAUCAACAACUACACCAACAACUACACCAACAACUACACCAACAACUACACCAACAACUACACCAACAACUUCACCAAUAACUACACCAACAACGACACCAACAACGACACCGACAACUACACCAACAAUUACACCAACAACUACACCAACAACUACACCAACAACUACACCAACAACUACACCAACAACUUCACCAAUAACUACACCAACAACUACACCAACAACUACACCGACCACUACACCAACAACCACACCAACGACACCGACCACUACACCGACAACAACACCAACAACUACACAAACAACUACACCAACAACUACACCAACAACUACACCAACAACUACACCAACAACUACACCGACCACUACACCAACAACCACACCAACAACGACACCAACAACGACACCGACAACUACACCAACAACUACACCAACAACUACACCGACCACUACACCAACAACUACACCAACAACUACACCAACAACUACACCAACAACUACACCAACAACUACACCAACAACUACACCAACAACUACACCAACAACUCCACCAACAACUACACCAACAACUACACCAACAACUACACCAACAACUACACCAACAAUUACACCAACAACUACACCAACAACUACACCAACAACUACACCAACAACUACACCAACAACUACACCAACAACUACACCAACAACUACAAUAACAACUACACCAACAGCUACACCAACAACUACACCAACAACUACACCAACAACUACACCAAGAACCACACCAACAACUACACCAACAACUACACCAACAACUACACCAACAACUACACCAACAACUACACCAACAACUACACCAACAACUACACCAACAACUACACCAACAACUACACCAACAACUACACCAACAACUACACCAACAACUACACCAACAACUACACCAACAACUACACCAACAACUACACCAACAACUACACCGACAACUACACCGACCACUACACCAACAACGACACUGACAACUACACCAACAACUACACCGACCACUACACCAACAACCACACCAACAACGACACCAACAACGACACCGACAACUACACCAACAACUACACCAACAACUACACCAGCAUCUACACCAACGACUACACCGACAACUACACCGACCACUACACCAACAACUACACCAACAACUACACCAACAACUACACCAACAACUACACCGACCACUACACCGACAACAACACCAACAACUACAUCAACAACUACACCAACAACUACACCAACAACUACACCAACAACUACACCAACAACUACACCAACAACUACACCAACAACUACACCAACAACUACACCAACAACUACACCAGCAACUACACCAACAACUACACCAACAACUACACCAACAACUACACCAACAACUAAACCAACAACUACACCAACAACUACACCAACAACUACACCAACAACUACACCAACAACUACACCAACAACUACACCAACAACCACACCAACAACUACACCAACAACUACACCAACAACUACACCAACAACUACACCGACCACUACACCAACAACCACACCAACAACCACACCAACAACGACACCGACAACUACACCAACAACUACACCAACAACUACACCAACAACUACACUGACCACUACACCGACCACUACACCAACAACCACACCAACGACACCGACCACUACACCGACAACAACACCAACAACUACACCAACAACUACACCAACAACUACACCGACAACUACACCAACAACUACACCAAAAACUACACCAACAACUACACCAACAACUACACCAACAACUACACCAACAACUACACCAACAACUUCACCAAUAACUACACCAACAACUACACCAACAACUACACCGACCACUACACCAACAACCACACCAACGACACCGACCACUACACCGACACCAACACCAACAACUACACAAACAACUACACAAACAACUACACCAACAACUACACCGACAACUACAUUAACAACUACACCAACAACUACACCAACAACUACACCAACAACGACACCAACAACGACACCGACAACUACACCAACAACUGCACCAACAACUACACCAACAACUACACCAACAACUACACCAACAACUACACCGACCACUACACCAACAACUACACCAACAACUACACCAACAACUACACCAACAACUACACCAACAACUACACCAACAACUACACCAACAACUACACCAACAACUCCACCAACAACUACACCAACAACUACACCAACAACUACACCAACACCUACACCAACAAUUACACCAACAACUACACCAACAACUACAUUACCAACUACACCAACAACUACACUAACAACUACACCAACAACUACACCAACAACUACACCAAUAACUACACCAACAACUACACCAACAACUACACCAACAACUACACCAACAACUACACCAACAACUACACCAACAACUACAACAACAACUACACCAACAACUACACCAACAACUACACCAACAACUACACCAACAACUACACCAACAACUACACCAACAACUACACCGACAACUACACCGACCACUACACCAACAACCACACCAACAACGACACUGACAACUACACCAACAACUACACCGACCACUACACCAACAACCACACCAACAACGACACCAACAACGACACCGACAACUACACCAACAACUACACCAACAACUACACCAACAACUACACCAACAACUACACCAACAACUACACCGACAACUACACCGACCACUACACCAACAACUACACCAACAACUACACCAACAACUACAUCGACCACUACACCGACAACAACACCAACAACUACACCAACAUCUACACCAACAACUACACCAACAACUACACCAACAACUACACCAUCAACUACACCAACAACUACACCAAUAACUACACCAACAACUACACCAACAACUACAUCAACAACUACACCGACCACUACACCAACAACCACACCAACAACGACACCAACAACGUCACCGACAACUACACCAACAACUACACCAACAACUACACCGACAACUACAUUAACAACUACACCAACAACUACACCAACAACUACAUCAACAACUACACCGACCACUACACCAACAACCACACCAACAACGACACCAACAACGACACCGACUACACCAACAACUGCACCAACAACUACACCAACAACUACACCAACAACUACACCGACCACUACACCAACAACUACACCAACAACUACACCAACAACUACACCAACAACUACACCAACAACUACACCAACAACUACACCAACAACUACACCAACAACUACACCAACAACUACACCAACAACUCCACCAACAACUACACCAACAACUUCACCAACAACUACACCAACAACUACACCAACAAGUACACCAACAACUACACCAACAACUACAUUAACAACUACACCAACAACUACACCAACAACUACACCAACAACUACACCAACAACUACACCAAUAACUACACCAACAACUACACCAACAACUACACCAACAACUACACCAACAACUACACCAACAACUACACCAACAACUACACCAACAACUACACCAACAACUACAACAACAACUACACCAACAACUACACCAACAACUACACCAACAACUACACCAACAACUACACCAACAACUACACCGACAACUACACCGACCACUACACCAACAACCACACCAACAACGACACUGACAACUACACCAACAACUACACCGACCACUACACCAACAACCACACCAACAACGACACCAACAACGACACCGACAACUACACCAACAACUACACCAACAACUACACCAACAACUACACCAACAACUACACCAACAACUACACCGACAACUACACCGACCACUACACCAACAACUACACCAACAACUACACCAACAACUACACCAACAACUACAUCGACCACUACACCGACAACAACACCAACAACUACACCAACAUCUACACCAACAACUACACCAACAACUACACCAACAACUACACCAACAACUACACCAUCAACUACACCAACAACUACACCAAUAACUACACCAACAACUACACCAACAACUACACCAACAACUACAUCAACAACUACACCGACCACUACACCAACAACCACACCAACAACGACACCAACAACGUCACCGACAACUACACCAACAACUACACCAACAACUACACCAACAACUAUACCAUUAACUACACCGACCACUACACCAACAACUACACUAACAACUACACCAACAACUACACCGACCACUACACCAACAACUACACCAACAACUACACCAACAACUACACCAACAACUACACCAACAACUACACCAACAACUACACCAACAACUACACCAACAACUACACCAACAACUACACCAACAACUACACCAACAACUACACCAACAAAUACACCAACAACUAAACCAACAACUACACCAACAACUACACCAACAACUACACCAACAACUACACCAACAACAACACGAACUACACCAACAACUACACCAACAACUACACCAACAACUACAAUAACAACAACACCAACUACACCAACAACUACACCGACCACUACACCAACAACCACACCAACAAUCACACCAACAGCGACACCGACAACUAUACCAACAACUACACCAACAACUACACCAAUAACGACACCGACCACUACACCGACAACAACACCAACAACUACACCAACAACUACACCAACAACUACACCAACAACUACACCAACAACUACACCGACAACUACAAUAACAACUACACGGACCACUACACCGACCACUACACCAACAACCACACCAAAAACGACAUCGACAACUACAUUGACAACUACACCAACAACUACACCAAUAACUACACCUACAACUACACCAACAACUACACCAACAACUACACCAACAACUACACCAACAACUACACCAACAACUACACCAACAACUAAACCAACAACUAGACCAACAACUACACCAACAGCUACUACAACAACAACAACAACCAAAAUUACACCAACCAUUUCUACACCAACCACUAUUUCAUCAACAACUAAAAUUACACCAACCACUUCUACACCAGCCACUACUUCUUCAAGAACUAAAACACCAACUAUUACACCAAAAACUACUACACCAACAACUAAUACUUCAACAUCUACUACACCAACAACUAAUACUACCACUUCAACUAUACCAACAACUAAUACUACUACAGCAACUACACCAACAACUAAUACUACCACAGCAAGUAUACCAACAACUAAUACAACCACAGCAACUACACCAACAACUAAUACUACCACUUCAACUAUACCAACAACUAAUACUACUACAGCAACUACACCAACAACUAAUACUACCACAGCAAGUAUACCAACAACUAAUACAACCACAGCAACUACACCAACAACUAAUACUACCACUUCAACUAUACCAACAACUAAUACUACUACAGCAACUACACCAACAACUAAUACUACCACAGCAAGUAUACCAACAACUAAUACAACCACAGCAACUACACCAACAACUACAUUUACUAACACAACGGAACCAUCAACUGAAAUAACGGAGCCAUCAAUUGAAACAACGGAAAUAUCAAAUGAAACAACGGAAAUAUCAAAUGAAACAACGGAACCUGCAACUGAAACAACAUUAACUCAAUCACCAAUACCAUCAUCAAGUGAUUCAUCAAGUUCUACAUCAAGUUCUACAUCAAGUUCUACAUCAAUUUCUACAUCAAGUUCUACAUCAAGUUCUACAUCAAGUGAAUCAUCAAGCGAAUCAUCAAGUAAAUCAUCAAGUGAUUCAUCAAGUUCAUCAUCAAGUGAAUCAACAACUGAAUCAUCAACUAAAACACCAAACGGUAAUGCCGCCUCAAACAAUCUAUCAUCUUUGACCCUUUCAGUCACGUCUCUGUUCAUUAUUUUUGUUGUAAAAUAUUUAUAA